AGGGUUGGAGAGAUGAUCAAUACGGUUCUCAGAUGUGGAUGUAUUAUCUGGAACUUCACAAGCUUGUAGUAAAAGAUGCUACACAGGAGCUAACAGAACGAAACCCAAUUGGACCUAUGGCAACAGCAGAGGUCAACCACAUGGGUGAUGUCGUACAUUCCCAUACAUUUAUACCUAAAGAACCAGGAAUGUACAGUUGUUUAAUGGAAGUACGGGACAUAUCAAACAAUUCAAGAAUAACCAGAAGAUUUGUACUUUAUGACAAUGUAUCGGAUGUUGAACUGAAUAAAGACAGUCCAUAUGGACUGCACAUAUCGUCUGCACAAAACCAUACGGAGUUCAAGUGGCAGUCAACAGGAAAAGAAGGUGAAAAUACGCCAAUCAUUGUGGAUUGGACAGGUUACUUCAUGAACAAAGCGCACGAGGACGGGUUUUACAACAAUGGGAUCCAGAGGUUCAAGCCUCAGUUUGAAAAUUUAGAAAAUGAUGGUAUCUUAUUCUCCCGAAAAUUUGUUGAUUCAAAGCUGGAUGACGAUGAAAGCGAAAGAACACGUGAUCCAAUACCAAACAUCCAUGGUAUUGUUCAGUUCGAGUACCAGUAUACCAGAGACGUUGUCUCCAAGCAGCCUGGAGAAAACUGGACGGUCGUCUUUCCUCUCAGCGAGUCCACUACAAUAAUAGAACAAAUGAGCAGCGGUGACCAGAUAAAGGUAUGGAUACGAGCGCGUGAUAUUCUUAACAACACAAAGAUCGAUUCUACAAUGGUUACCACCGAUUUUUCCCCACCAUCAGUAUCCAGUAUAGAUGAUAACACGACAACAUACAUGGUACUCAAUACUAAAGACGGACCAUUUAACUACUCCAGCAGACUGCAUCUGACUGCUAGUGAUACAGAGAGUGGUGUUCGCGAAUUAGGUCUGGAUAUUUCCAUAAAGGUGCCUGGUCAACCCGACAUCAAUGUGAAGAAGACUGUUAAAGCAAACACGGACGAUACAAGACAUCCUGACAGGGACGUCAGCUGUAUAGAAUCAAAGGACAAGAGUACCUGUUUUCUGCAGGAUCAGACAGUAUAUUUAGACAACUGUUGGUUGACUGUGCCCGAGCAAUCCCACCUAUCUUCAGCCAGUGCUACUGUGAACGUCCUUGCCUACAACCAGGCCAUGCUGACCAGUAGUGUCAGUUUUGAGAUUCCGUCUGUCAUCAAAUUAACAGGACUGGAAAGAUAUAAAGGGCCAGAGACGGUCAGAGUGGAAAAUGUGGUGGCCGGAAGUUUCCGAAUCGUAUGGGACUUCCCGAAAAAGAUGUCUUGCUAUGCGAUACAGACAGAAAUCAUAAUAAUAUUUUAUAAACGGAAUGAUGAUGGCACCAUAGAAGUGGUAACGCACACUGUACCAGGAUCCCGCACUUAUUUCGAAAUUGCAUGGCUGGACCCAGAUACGGAAUACGAGUUUACAUUCACAUCUAAUAUAAAUGGAAGGAAAAGCCAACCAAUGUCGUUCAAAGCUAGAACAAAAGCCUUGCCAGAUCCAGUUGGACUUAUUGUUUUGCGGCUGUAAGAGUCUUAGCCAUAGUUGCGAUUGUUAUUGUAUUGUUUGUGUUACUUGUCCGACGAGGCUUCAUCCAUCCAUCAACAAGAAGGAGUGCGACAUCCGAAAGAAAUAUAGAAUAGAACAAAACAGAACUUUAAUUUUGACAUGUAUAAUGUACAUAGUCAUAAUAUACAUAUAUACAAUAUAAUAACCAUGAUAACAGCCAUAGCGAGCAAAACAAGUAUAAAGAAAACAAAAUUCAAAUUUACAGAUUUGAAUCUAAAGUGUACAGAGGAUAAACAAUCACAUAUUUAACAUAGCAUCUCUGAUACAUAAUGUUUCUUUUACAAAUUUAGAUACAUUUGUUAGAAUGUGUUUAUCUGAUGAAUUGAGUAUCUCAGUGAGUUUAAAUUUACAGUCUGUUGCUAAAAUGACGUGAAAUGUACUUGUUUCUAAGAUCAUUAAAACAUGAGCAUUUGAAUAGAACGUGAAAUUCAUUUUUUUUAUUCAGCAUUUGAAUUACAACACAAACAUUUUCGUUCAUUGUUCGGAAUAUAAUUUCUUGAGUAAACGAGAUGUUUGUACUCUUUUAAUAUAAUACAUAAACUCCCAAUAUUCAAAAAAGAUUUCGAAAAUAGAAUGGUAAAAUGUCCAAAUAGACCGUACUCAAGUGUAGACUUAACUAAUUUAUGAUUUGGUAAAACUCCAGACACCCAUAUCAUUCUUUGAACAAAGCAAUCAACUACUCUUUGCUUAAACGUCAUACGAAUGGAUUUAAAAUCAGAUAAUUUAUCAUCAGAAACAUACAAAAAGCCAUACUGACUUAACAUUUUUUUCACAGUAUAGAUUAAUCAAUCUUACAGUUUUUGCCAUAUUGCACAGCUUAUAAAAAAUAAAAUCUGUUAAAUGAUCCUUUACAAGAAUAGACAUAAAAUUAAAAUACAACCAAGCUACAUAACAGAAUCGGUUUGAUUGUAUCAGUUCAUGAAAGGUAAUGAAAUGUGCAACACCUCUCUCGCCCCCUAGCACCGGCUUAAGUGGACUUCUAUCAUGGUGAAAAUGAAUAUACUCUAUGAUAAACUCUAUAAGUAUCAGAACACUGAGCCUAAGUACGGAGGGACUUUUUACAACCACCACACGGCACUUAAAGACCUCUGUUGCGAUAGUUAAUAAAAUAUGUUAUAUGACCCUUUGGAAGCAAAGAAUGCAACCAAGCAACAUAAUAUCUGACUCGGUUUGAUUCAGUCUGUUCAUGCAAGGAUACAAUGCGAUGAAAUGCGAUGCGAUGCAAGACAUGGCAAAUCAAAUCAAAGCAAAGCAAACCAAUAAUUAGGGAUGCGCAUGCGUAAACAAGAUGGUUGUGAUUUUGUUUUAAAAACAAAGAAAAUGUAAACGUUUUAUAACUUUACUGGUUCUUGAAGGGAUUCACAGCCAGAUUAUUUGCCGAUAGAGUCGUCAUAAAGUCACCUAUGUCUGUAUAAGUAUAACGAUUCCUCAAAACCUCAGCUGAAUCAUAAAACAGACUUUUACCUGAGCCAGGUGGAGGUUACAUACCGCUAUAUUGAUGGGAAGGCGUAAACGAGUAAAAUAUUCCCUGGGACAGAAACCAUCCAGCAAAAUGCACAAAAUAACUGACAAUUCUGCAACAGUUUAUAACCCAGAUUACGUAGCCGGUAGCGAAAGUGAGGCCCCUGACUACUUUAAGCCAUUUGAAUCAGACAAAGACUACGCACCUGGUAAUACUCCACACAAAUUUUCUAUAAACAUGUCAAAAUUCAGUGAAUUGAGUGCUAGACUUGCCCCUAUACUUGUUAGAGACUUCAAAGCAGCUCUCAGAGCUGACAUAAUUUACGAUUGAUAUCCAAGAGCUGGUGAGACAGGAAACUAAAAGCCUCAGAGAUGAAAUUAAAUCUUUGAAGUCUAGCGUAGCCGAACUAGAAACGGAACUCAAAUCUGAAAGGCAAAACGCAAAGAGCUUGAACAAUACGGUAGAAGAAUGUACUUGGAUAUUUCAAGCAUACCGGGAGACACUGGCUCGCCUGACAAAAAAUGUGGAACAUAAUAUUCUGGACCAUGCCAAGCUACAUAACCUGGACCUGAAAAGUUCAGAUAUUGAUAAAUGCCAUAGAAACUUCAAACCCGAUUUAUUGGUGAACCGUAAAGUCAUCGUUAUGUUCACCAGUUCCAAGGCCAUGCAAAGGGUUUAUGCGACCAGGAAAGACCUUGUUGUCGGUAUUUUCGUGCAGGAUAACUUGUCGCGUAAUUAAGAACAUGGACCAGAUCAGGGCGAUUCUUGAAGGAAGACCAUCCCCUCCGAGGAGUUUCUAAUACUGUUAGACCAAACGUCUGUUUACAAAUAGUGCAUUGUGCUACUUAAUGACCUUCGGCUUCAAUAAUAUUGAUCAAUGUAUAUAAAAGGCAUAUAGUAUAAUACAAGUGUAUAUAAUUUGUAGUCUUACCUGUCGAUAACAAUCUGUAGCAGACGAUUAUUCUAUAUCUUUUUUAUUUAUCAAAUCGUGAACGUUUAUUUGCAACACGUGACCGUACAAUAUAUUAUUGUAUUGGACGCACGUGCGUACAAAAAUAACCCUGUAUUUUAUCCGUAUUUGGACGGUUCAGCAGUCCCAUGUCAAACAUACGAUAAAGCCUGAAACGCGUGAAAAUGUUCCGAAUGUAAAUCGGGUGAAGUAGGCGCUCUAUGAACAGAGUUUGAUUAUGCAUCAUGAAAUCAGAAAAGGCAGAAAAAACAAUAUUCAGUGAAUCAUUUUUUAUUUAAACUAGAUCUAAAAUAAAAUAGAUAUAGAAUAAAAAGGUUAUUUUACGUUGUACCCAGCGGUACAAUAAAAGGUUAUUUAACGUUGUACCCAGCUGGGAAAACCAUAUUAGACUCGCCUAGCGGCUCGUCCAGUAUG
Molecule: messenger RNA, 4441 nt
Organism: Mercenaria mercenaria
Lineage: Eukaryota; Metazoa; Mollusca; Bivalvia; Venerida; Veneridae
Exons: 12
Coding region: 33-1556 (507 amino acids)
Molecular function (GO): protein binding
Source: RefSeq, a predicted model, not a curated record